AUGAAAAAAGAUAAAACACCUUGUAAGAGAUAUUAUCGCCAAAGAGCUCAUUGCAAUCCUCUUUCAGAUAGUUACAUAAAAUAUCCACUUAAUUACAAUUAUGUUGACUGGAAAUUACAUUAUCCAUAUUAUUUUAAAAAUGAAAAUAUAAUAGAAAAUAAAGAAAAAAAGAAUGAAAAUGCAUUAAAAGAUAUAGAAUAUAAUAAUGAUAAUGAUAACAGUAAGGAUCAAACCGAUAGAAAUAUUAUAAAUAAAGAAACAAAUAAAGAAAUUAAUGAUCUAAUGGGUGAUGUGAACAAACUGUAUUUAAAUACAAAUAAGCAUCCAAUUACUUAUGAUAAAAUUAUAUGUAGCAAAUCAAAUAAUCAUGAAGUAAAAUUUUUAGAUAUAGGAUGUGGUUAUGGAGGUUUAUUGUUUGCAUUAAGUAAACUUUUUAAUGAUAAAUUAAUAUUAGGCUUAGAAAUCAGAGAUAAAAUUACUAAUUAUGUUGGUGAAAAAAUUAUUUCCUAUAGAAAUAAUCAUUAUCCUUAUUAUAAUAAUAUAUCUAUUAUUCGUACUAAUGCAAUUAAAUUUUUACCAAAUUAUAUUAAAAAAAAUCAAAUUGAGAAAAUAUUUUUUUGUUUUCCAGAUCCUCACUUUAAAAAACAUAACUGGCGAAGAAGAAUAAUAACAUUAGAAAAUUUAUCAUUAUAUUAUCAUUUAUUACAAAAAAACGGAUUAAUAUAUUUUAUUACUGAUGUGUUUACUUUACAUUUAUGGGUAAAAUAUUGUUUUUAUAAAUUUCCAUAUUUUAAAUUGCUUUCUCAUGAGGAAUAUAAAGACGACAUUUGCAUUAAAUUAAUACAUGAAAGUUCAGAAGAAUCAAAAAAAGUAAAAAGAAAUAAUCAAAAUAUGUAUUUUUGUAUAGCAAAAAAAAUAUAG
Plasmodium gallinaceum is the source of this 921-nucleotide messenger RNA. RefSeq names its product methyltransferase, putative. The transcript has a single exon. NCBI's taxonomy places the organism in Eukaryota, Apicomplexa, Aconoidasida, Haemosporida, Plasmodiidae. The coding region runs from base 1 to 921 and encodes 306 amino acids. The record is from RefSeq and is a predicted model, not a curated record. Gene Ontology annotation, cellular component: tRNA methyltransferase complex. Gene Ontology annotation, biological process: RNA (guanine-N7)-methylation; tRNA methylation. Gene Ontology annotation, molecular function: tRNA (guanine(46)-N7)-methyltransferase activity.